AUGACCAAUCUUUUACAUUUAGACUCGAUUACCAUCUACUUUAAGAAACACUCAUACCUUUCUCUGUUCAAACGGUCUUCCUUUAUUGAUCUGCGAACCCGGUGGUCAUAUGCGCGAUCAGCCGGUGACAAGCCAGAGUCACAAUUAGUCAUUGAGGCCGGCCUGAAAUGGAUAUUGGGAGGCUGCUUCGGACUGAAUCUCAAUGAGGGUUCAUAUGCUCCCAUUCCACCAGUGCUUUAUUUCAUCAUGGAACUCCAGUACCCCAACAAGGGGUAA
Molecule: messenger RNA, 276 nt
Organism: Colletotrichum lupini
Lineage: Eukaryota; Fungi; Ascomycota; Sordariomycetes; Glomerellales; Glomerellaceae
Exons: 2
Coding region: 1-276 (91 amino acids)
Source: RefSeq, a predicted model, not a curated record